AUGAGCUAUGUGGAUUAUUCAUGUACGAUUACCCCAUGCGUGGCUAUCAGUUUCGGUUAUUCAACCUAUUGGAUUGAAUUACAUUCAAUUUAUAUAUUCUUGUUUGUCUUUGUUCAGGUUCUCGAUUCCGGGCUUAUUUGCAUUUUGGACGUUGAAUUGGAAGGAGUUAAAUCGGUUCAUGCCUUAAACCCCCCUCUGAAUGCCCACUACAUCCUUAUUCGCCCUCCGUCCAUUGAGGCACUUGAGAAGCGGCUUCGUGAUCGAGGCACAGAAACGGAAGAAACACUACAGCGGCGUUUAGACCGUGCACGCAAAGACAUUGAGUUCGCCGAAAGUGAUGCUGGACGCUCCCUUUACAACAAAGUGAUCAUCAACGACCAGCUGGAAGAAGCUUUCAAGGAACUCACAAACUUCCUCGAUCCACUCCUCACGAAAUAA
Messenger RNA from Echinostoma caproni, 438 nucleotides. The record is from the annotation of a GenBank genome assembly. Lineage: Eukaryota; Metazoa; Platyhelminthes; Trematoda; Plagiorchiida; Echinostomatidae.